Molecule: messenger RNA, 532 nt
Organism: Sphaerulina musiva SO2202
Lineage: Eukaryota; Fungi; Ascomycota; Dothideomycetes; Mycosphaerellales; Mycosphaerellaceae
Exons: 1
Coding region: 155-532 (125 amino acids)
Source: RefSeq, a predicted model, not a curated record
AUGUAUAUUACAAGAGAGUGUGUACUUUAACGCUACCGCAGAUGAGCCAGUUGAGAGCAGUGAGCCAUUGUCACCAGCUUACGAGACGGAAAGUGGGAAGUUCAACGACGCAUUCGAGCUCGACCAGGGCCGCUAUUUCAGCACCGCGGCGCGCAUGCUUCGAGACCAAGCUCUUCAUAGGCCGCGCGUCAUCAAGCAGCGCUCGAGCGAAGCCCGGAGAGCCAGCUAUCUCCGCCAGCGGGAAGGGUUUGUGCCUGGCAGUGAUGCUGUCGUGCUCGAAACGUCCACUGCUGUGCGUGAAACCUCACCCGACCCACCGGACCAUGCGGACUUCAGUAAAAUGGACAUCCCGAAGCGCACUUCGAGUACGAUGUGCACUUCUAAUCUUCCAAGAAUCUCUCGAGAUCUGAAGACCCUGACCAGGACGGUGAGUAAAGAGCAUGGUACACUCAGUCAGUCUGUGAGGAGGAGGAGGCCGAGCCUGCCAUUUCAGUCACCAGUGAAGCAGUCCACAGAUAGCCACACGCACUGA